Molecule: messenger RNA, 4001 nt
Organism: Tachysurus vachellii
Lineage: Eukaryota; Metazoa; Chordata; Actinopteri; Siluriformes; Bagridae
Exons: 15
Coding region: 325-2811 (828 amino acids)
Molecular function (GO): protein binding
Source: RefSeq, a predicted model, not a curated record
GUCAUGACGUAGGAGCACGUACCGAAGCGCUCGAGCGAUAGUUACAUUGAAGGCUUUUGUAGUUUCAGAUAAUGAACUACAUUGUUUUAUUCGGAUCGGAGCUUUCGCGUCUUCUUUCAUCUCCAUAAAAGCGUUGAAAACGAAAUGCCGGAUUAGCGGUUGAAUCGGUUUGUACCGGGAUUAGACAUUGUGCGAAUUGGAUCCGACUUUCUCUCCGGUUGUUUACACGGGACUGUAGUGUGAACAGGAGAAAUGCUCUUACUGUAGGAUAAGCUUUUGAUUUAUUUUGUCGAAAGAAAAGAUAUCUUCCUAUCCGCUCUGGAAAUGGCUGAAGCAAGAGUUGAGGAUGAAGAGGAGACUUUUAGAGAGACGCGAGAGGCCGGCGGCACGAGACGAAACGCUCGAGCGCCCACCGCGGCUUCAGAUCGAGCAGAUAGGAACAAGCCUGAACAACGUCAGUCCAGCACGCAGGGAGCGCUCUCGUCGAUCAGAGCUGUUAUAAAACGAACGUCCACCAGAACAGCUGCUCCGACCGACCAAACCAGAGAGAGACGGCGUCCAGAGAUCACCAUUCUCGCAGCUGAACCCCUGGCUUCAAACUCCUGGUUUCCAGGGACAUCCGGGGCAUUUCCUAUGGCUCCGCCCCCUGCUCAACCGCCCUGGACCGGUUCUGUUACAGUAGAGCUUCCGCCACCUUCAUACGAACAGGUGAUUCGAGAGAAAAGCCGGGAGCAGAAUACCCACUCGUCCUCGGUCUCUUCCUCCGCCUCCGCCUCCGCCUCAUCACCCUCCUCCUCAUUAUCAUCCUCCUCUUCAUCCUCUGCUCCUCGUCACACUGCCACCAUCUCCACACAGACCGAUCCGGAGGCUUCUGAGCCGCAGAGCUGUACCAAACCCUCCACGCGCCGGCCCCCAAAACCGCCUCGUCCGUCCUUCCCUCUCGCUCCUAAACCUGCUGAGCCGGUACUCUCCCACACACUCUCUUUGAUCGAACUGGAUGAGCCUGACCCACCCUGUUCGUCACACACUCCAACACACCCUCCUAGUGGCGAGCAGUGUGGCAUUCAGACUGACUUCACGUCUGCAUUGAAGCCCUUGACUCCUAUUAUUCUUGACACCUCCCUUAUUACCAAUAAAACUCAAUCUCAGGCCUCAGGGAAACAGGAGGUUCCAGCACGCCCCAGGCCGCGCCCUCGCUCCAAAGCGUUUCUGCCAUCAGUGAUUAAAGAGGAGGUUCAGGAUCAUCCAACAACAAGAGAGGUCAAAGUUCAGACCUUGGUGCGUCUUAAAGACAAUGGCACCGAAAGCGUUUUUGCCGGUUUUACUGAAACGUCUUUAGACACCACAUCAAACAAGUAUCUACAGGACUUGUUGGAUGUCUUCGGUUGUGAUGAACCAGCCAUCAGAGGCGAACAACAUGAUGAAAGUGUCCCUAAUAACAAGAACGCUGAAGAGGAAAGCGUCACUUUGGAAAGAUGCUCGGUUUCCAUGGUUGCAGCCGAAUCUUUGGAAACAAGACCAGAACCACGACCAAGAACCCAGAUUCCCAAACAACGCAUCUCCAUAAAACCAAUACCGAGUGUGGAGGAGACCGUAACAUCUUCAGAAGAACAAAAUAAUCCAGUGGUUCAUCCACUUCCUGCUCCCAGACCUCUAGUGAAAAAGGUGUUCGUGUCCCAGGAUCAGGGUUCCUCAGAGGAGAAGAGCGAACGUUGUCCACCCCGUCUGCCCCCUAGACCUGCGCUAGCUGUACGGGGGUCUGGAGCAUCCACCCAGGAAGGUGGAGCUCAGCCUGCUGAAGUGCCCUGUAACCCUGGGAAGCCUGUAACAAUCACAUCUUCCAGCAGAGGCAGAGGAAAAUGUCCAGCUAAACCUCCGUCUCACAGGAGGCCUCCACCCCCAUCGUACACUCCUACACACACUCCUACACACACUCCUCCACAGAUCUCGUCAGGUGCAGUCAGUUCUGUAAGCGUUAGCAAAUCCAGCCCGUCACUACCACACCAAGCCAGUGAGGGUGAGCUGCUUCCUCUGCGUCCUCCUCCUAUCAAGUUGAGCAAAUCAGCAGGUUCCUCUGUGAAUCCUGCUAAAACCAAUCAGCACUCGGGUCCCAAGGGAGCAAAACGAGGACCACCGCUUCCCCCGAGACCAGUGCCUGGGCAUCCUCUUUACAGACAGUACACAAGCAAAAGCCCUCAAGGAACUAAUAAAGUAAACCCCCCUAGCAGUGAGCCUGAAGAAUCCCACCUACAGAAAGAGAAGCUUCUUGUUGUUCUCGACGAUGCAGCAACCAACCACCAACCAACAGACACACCAGGAUUCCCAGGAAGUGUGAAAGGUCAACAUCAGGACUCGUUGUUAGAAGAACCCUUGGAGGAGCAGACGGAGGAGCAGCAGCCCGAGACAAACAUCAGUGUCAGGUAUAGAGCCCACUUCGCGUUUAAUGGUGAAGACGGUGAGCUGACGUUUCGUGACGGAGAUGUCAUCACGUUAAUAGCGUAUGAGAAUGAGGAGUGGGGGCGUGGCAGCCUUAAUGGGCAAACAGGGAUUUUCCCUUUGAAUUUUGUCCAGCUCGUUCAGGAAAAUCCAGAAAAGAAACCGACAGCCGAGUCACACGCACCUGUAGUUCGUGUAUUAGAAGGACAGACGGGCCGAGCACUGUACGACUUCACUCCUGAGUCUGAAGAUGAACUCUGUCUCAAGGUCGGGGAUGUGGUGUCCUCCCUGGAGGAGGUGGAUGAUGAAUGGUUCGUAGGGGAACUCGCUGGCCGACGUGGCAUCGUCCCCAAAAAUUACAUCCAGGUGCUUUAAAAGUCGGUCAGGACUCAUACAGCUAAAAGUAUUUUCAUGCCAAAAGCACCAUGGGGUGUAUGUGUGUGUAUCCCAAUCGCCUCCGUCUACUUUUACUGAAACAAACUCCAACACAAUCAGAUGCACCACUGUAGUAAACACAAUACUGACUCAGUGAUUGAUUCUUAAUCCUUCUGUCCUGUUCUGUUCAUGUACAUGUUAUGUAACAUCUGUUUCUGCUGCCCAGCGGAACAGGGCUACGGCCUCACAGAGACCUGUGUUCUGAGAUCAUGCUUAAGGACUGGGUGAAGGGUGGAUACUAUAGUACUGACAAGCCCAGUCCUCGAAGGGAAAUUCUGAUUGGCGGACCAAAUGUUACUGUGCGUUGCUAUAAGAAUGAGGCAAAGAAUAAGGAAGACUUUUUUUUUCUUCCCGUGGACGUAAAUGGACAGCGUUGGUUCUGCACAGGAGACAUCGGCGGUUGUCUUAGUCAUUGAUCAUAAAAAGGACCUGGUGAAACUACAGGCGGGAGAGUAUGGGCGACCAGUCAUUUGUGAUGCCCAAUCCGAAGCAGCUGAUUGCUCUUGCCAGGCAGAAAUAAGUGCAAGGGGCAUGGGAAGAAAUUUGAAACCACCCUGAUAUGGAGAAGGAGGUGCUGUGCCAUUACUGAAGCUGCUGUAAAUGCCAAACGAAAGCGUUUUGAGAUCCCAAAGAUGAUCUGAGCCAUGGACUCCAGAGACAGGCCUGGUUACCAAUGCCUUUAAACUCAAAACCCACUAUCAGGCAUACAUUGAGAGGAUGUAUGAUGGCAAGUGAAAGAAGAAACGGUUAAACAGUCGCAGGAAUUGGUUUAAUUCAAACGAUUUAGGAUGACCACAAAGCCAAAAAUCAUAAUAUGAUUAUCCAGUCUGUCAUCCCCAAGCCAAGCACUGAUACCAUAGCGUUGUGUAACUGGACUGUGAAGAGGCCUAUAAUUUGACAGACUAACACUAUUAGAUUUUGUUUUUUAAAAGAUUUUAAUUUUAAUAAUUUAAUUUUUUUCUUUUUGGAUGCUUUUUGAUGUAGGUGACAUCUACUGUACUAAAUGACACUGUGAAUAGGUGAAUAGUGAUCACCCACUGAAACUCCUGUGUAGUCUGGAACUUUGCAUGAUCUGUGGGGGAAAUGACAUAAAGCCUUUACCCAAAAUAAAUCCAGAUGACUUACGAUAA